Phacochoerus africanus (Common warthog) is the source of this 953-nucleotide messenger RNA. Its product is annotated as olfactory receptor 8K3-like. Gene Ontology annotation, biological process: sensory perception of smell; G protein-coupled receptor signaling pathway. Gene Ontology annotation, cellular component: membrane. The coding region runs from base 12 to 953 and encodes 313 amino acids. Gene Ontology annotation, molecular function: odorant binding; olfactory receptor activity; G protein-coupled receptor activity. The record is from RefSeq and is a predicted model, not a curated record. NCBI's taxonomy places the organism in Eukaryota, Metazoa, Chordata, Mammalia, Artiodactyla, Suidae. The transcript has a single exon.
GAUAAACCUGGAUGGAAAAGCACAAUGGAACAGUGCUGAGUGAAUUCAUCCUCCUGGGAAUCACAGACCGCCCCGAGCUGCAGGCUCCACUGUUUGGGCUCUUCCUGCUCAUCUACGUGAUCUCGGUGGUGGGCAACUUGGGCAUGGUCACCCUCACCAAGGUGGACGCCAGGCUCCAAACCCCCAUGUACUUCUUUCUCAGACACCUGUCUCUCACCGAUCUGGGGUAUUCAACCACCGUGGGACCCAAGAUGUUAGAAAGUUUUGUUGUUGCUCAAAAUACAAUCUCCUAUUAUUUUUGUGCCACCCAGGGAGCUUUCUACAUUAUGUUUAUUGUUAGUGAGUUUUUCAUUCUAUCAGCGAUGUCCUAUGACCGCUAUGUGGCCAUCUGUCACCCUCUGCUCUACACCAUCAUGAUGUCCCAAAGGGUUUGUCACAUGCUCUUGGCAUUCCCCUAUCUCUAUAGCAUAGUUGUGUCUCUCUGUGUCAGUGUCAAGGUAUUCACCUCAUCCUUCUGUGGCUACAAUGUUGUCAGUCAUUUCUACUGUGACUGUCUUUCCUUGCUGUCUCUGCUCUGCUCCAAUACACAUGACAUUGAAAUGAUUAUUCUACUUUUCUCAGUUUUUAGUUUACUUUCAUCUAUCCUGAUAGUUCUUGUAUCCUACCUGCUUGUCCUUGGGGCCAUUUUCAGAAUGAGCUCUGCUGGGGGCAGGUACAAGGCUUUGUCCACCUGUGGAUCCCACCUGACAGUGGCCACAGUGUUCUAUGGGACUUUACUGUGUAUGUACUUGCAGCCCAAGUCCCGUCAUUCCUUUGACAGUGAUAAAGUGACCUCCAUAUUUUAUACCCUCAUUAUCCCCAUGUUGAAUCCUUUUAUCUACAGCCUGAGGAACAAAGAUGUAAAAUAUGCGCUUCGUAAGGUGUGGACGAAAACUCACAAUGUCGUCUCUUAA